Kazachstania africana CBS 2517 is the source of this 2820-nucleotide messenger RNA. RefSeq names its product chromatin-binding protein CTF4 (gene CTF4). The coding region runs from base 1 to 2820 and encodes 939 amino acids. Gene Ontology annotation, biological process: mitotic cell cycle; DNA-templated DNA replication; DNA repair. Gene Ontology annotation, molecular function: chromatin binding; protein binding. The record is from RefSeq and is a predicted model, not a curated record. The transcript has a single exon. NCBI's taxonomy places the organism in Eukaryota, Fungi, Ascomycota, Saccharomycetes, Saccharomycetales, Saccharomycetaceae. Gene Ontology annotation, cellular component: nuclear replication fork.
AUGUCUGUUACUGUAGUCGAAAAGACGGUGUUCGAUUAUGGUGGAAAAACCUUAAUCAGUUUAGCAGAAGACAAUAACUUAUUGUGCGUUGCUAACAAGAAUGGUAUGACAAAGAUUCUUAAGACAAAUAACCCAGAAGAGGAGCCAGAAGUCAUAGAAAUUGUGAAAGAUUUGACCUCUAUCAGGGGUAGUGGCAUAGCGAAUUUUAUCAUAACAACUUCAAAGGGUGAUGCAUUCAAUUAUUGUUUCACUGAACCAAAGGAAUCUUUGAUAUACAGAUCGGCGUUACCUUUACGUGAUUCUGCUGUUGUACAUUCUGGGAAAAUGUGUGUACUUGGUGGUGAUGAUUUGGAACUGACAAUUGUCGAUUUAGGCAGCGAUAGUGAUAACACAAAGGCUACUAUUAAGACUGAUGAGCAGAUUUCUCAAUUAUCUUAUACUCCAAAGACUAACAUCCUCGCCGUAUCGACAAUCAAUGGCGUAGUGUCUUUCUACUCAAUGACAUCAACAAAACCAAAUAAAGUUCAUGAAUUGCCCGGUUAUAUCCCAGAAAAUGCUUAUAAUGCUACAAUUCAAGACAAGCUAUUGAAUCAGGUAUUAGACGAGGGGGAUGAUAGUGACAGUGAUUUAGAUAACAAUUUGGAUGAAGAAAAAAUCACUGAUCCAGAAUUCUGUGAAGAGAAUAGGAUUUCUACUCGUGCAGCAUGGCAUCCUAACGGACUAUAUUUUGCACUACCUUGUAAAGACUCCACAAUCAAGAUAUUUACAAUCAAUGAUUAUUCCUUGAUUAAGACGGUUAGUAAUUUAAGUCAUUUGAAUUCCAAAUUUAUUGAUUUACAAUUCGAUACUGUCCAUGGUAAUUAUUUGGCAGCAAUUGACCUGGAAAAUAAAUUAACUGUUUGGAAUUGGCAAACUUCUCAGAUUCAUUAUACUCACCAAUUCAAACAAAAAAUUACCAACAUAAUAUGGAAAGCUAAUGCCAGUAAAAAUGAUAUGGAUAUUAUAUUGGGUACUUGGUCCGGUGCUGUUUUGACAGUUCAAAGUGUGGCCGAAUCCUUAAAUUUAACAGAACCAUUAGCAAGCAGAGAAAGCUCAAGUUUAAAACCAAAAUCAAAGAAUGGUCUCUUUGUUGAUUCAGAUUCGGAACUCGAAAAUGCACUUGAAUCACGCUCUGGAGAAAAUCACGUAAAUGAUAUGGCCGAAGAAUCUAAUGGGGAGGAGAAUGAAAAUGAUAAUGAUGCUGCUGACUCUGGUACUUUGUUUUCUGAUGUCAAUGAAAAUGAAAGCAAGAGAAAGUAUCAUUUCGAUGACGAGGAGGAUUUUAUAGAUGAUGAUGAUGGUGCAGGAUAUGUUACAAACGCUAAAAAAUUAAAUAAUGCUACAUACAACGAUAAACAUUCCUAUCGUCGAAAUAACGCGGUAAAUUUUGUUCAAGAUAGAUCAUCUCAUUUUCACUACCGACCAAUUUCUCCUGGUGCAACCCCAUUCGGUUCAACUGAUAGGCGUUAUCUGACCAUGAAUACUAUUGGCUAUGUCUCGACCGUCCGCAAUAGUGAACAAAAUAGUAUAACUGUGUCAUUUUUCGAUAUAGGAAAGUUUAGUGAAUAUCACUUCGAAGACGUUUUUGGCUACGAUGUCUGCUACUUGAACGAAAUUGGAACCUUGUUUGCGCAAUCUAAAACAGGUCAGUUGCAGUAUAGACCACAUGACAGCACGCAUUCUAACUGGACAAAACUUAUUCCACUAUCGAAGGAUGAGAGGAUCACGUCGAUUGCGGCCACACCGAAAUUAAUCAUAGUAGGAACAUCCCUAGGUUAUGUUAGAAUCUUCAAUGAGUUUGCAGUUCCAUUGGCAAUUGAAAAAAUGUCACCUAUAGUAGCAUUGACUGCGCAUGAAUAUAAAAUCUUUUCAGUUCAUUUUUCUCAGUUUCAUGGAGUUUCAUAUUCUUUAUUCGAACAAACUCCCUCAGCCUCAAAGUAUUAUCAAAGAGAAUGCUCGUUGCCAAUAUCAUUGCCUUCGUUCAGUCUUAAUAUAGAUGAGGAGUUUGAUACCAAUUUCGAAAAGUUCAAUCCAAUGGGUAUAAGGAGUUUGUUCUUUUCUAUUUAUGGUGAUCCCUGUAUUUUUGGUGCUGACGGUGUGCUUCUCGUACUUAAUAAAUGGAGAUCUUCUCUUCAAAGUAGAUGGGUGCCUGUACUAGAUAGUUCUAUGGAAAUUUGGAAAAUGGCCGGCGGUAAAGAAAAUAAUGAUGUCCACGUUUGGCCAUUGGGUUUGAGUUAUGAUACACUUAACUGUAUACUGGUAAAAGGUAAACAUAUUUGGCCUGAAUUUCCAUUACCUCUUCCUUCAGAAAUGGAAAUUAGAAUACCCAUCUUAGUUAAAGCACAACUACUACAAGAGCACAAGGAGAGAUUGCAAAAGGAAGAAGACGCAUUCCAUGAUGAGUCCGAUGAGGAGCAAAAAGUGGAGAAAGAAAUCGUGGUACCGGUAAAUAUGGCCGCUGAAGAGGAGCUGCUUCGUUCAAAGAUUCUCUCCACGUUGCUUACAGAUACCUUGGAAAAUGAUGGAGAAUUAUAUGGUAACGAACAGGACAUUUUGGCAUCCUUAAAUGGUGCAUAUGACAAAUCAUUGUUAAGAUUAUUCGCCGUGGCUUGCUCGGAGCAAAAUGCAGCAAGAGCAUUGUCGUUAGCUAGAGAAUUGAAGCAAGAUAAAGCAUUAACUGCGGCAGCUAAGAUUUCUGAAAGAGCUGAAAUGAUGGCAUUAAUGAAGAAAGUCAACGAUAUAAGGGAGGCGAGAUUUGAGGAACAGAUGAACAACAUUUAA